This is a messenger RNA of Prorocentrum cordatum, 507 nucleotides long. The record is from the annotation of a GenBank genome assembly. Lineage: Eukaryota; Dinophyceae; Prorocentrales; Prorocentraceae.
AUGUCCUCCUGGCGGCGAUUCUCCUCGCAUCCUGGUCUUCACGGACACGAAGCGCGGUGCCGACGCGCUCUGCCGGGAGCUGCGCGGCGAGCGCUUCCAGGCCGCGGCCAUCCACGGAGACAAGGAGCAGCGCCAGCGCGACGGCGCCCUCCACCAGUUCAGGACUGGCAAGGUGCACAUCCUGGUCGCCACAGACGUUGCCCAGCGGGGGCUGGACAUCAAGGAUAUCCGGUACGUGGUCAACUACGACUUGCCCAAGACUGUGGAGGAUUACGUUCACAGAAUAGGGCGUACUGGCCGCGCUGGCGCGGGGGGCACGGCGGUGACUUUCUUCGGCGCCGCGCUUUUGCUUUUCUAUGCACUUCUGACUCUCGUCAGGGGGCGUCCGGGACCCCCCCCGCGCGGGACCGCCCGAUCCGAAAUGUGGUGAGGCAGGGGCGGAGGAGCUUUCACUUCGCUCUGCACGCAGCUGAUGUAGGUUCCAUUUCCAUUCCAUCAACGUUUUGA